Molecule: messenger RNA, 519 nt
Organism: Symbiodinium sp. CCMP2592
Lineage: Eukaryota; Dinophyceae; Suessiales; Symbiodiniaceae
Source: the annotation of a GenBank genome assembly
AUGUCCUCAGAACGAGGUUGUGAUGCGGGGACCGGAGUGAGCCCAGAAGUGGCAUCCGACGUGUUCAUACCGUACAUCAAGCACACUUUCCUGGCAUCUCCGCCGGAGAGACCUCCGGAGCUUGGAGGACGGAGCCGCUCGGAGGAGUGGGGCAGCUGCUGUGACCGCUUCGCGGUGCAGGAAUUGGUAGUUCAAAGCAAUGACAAUCGGGAAGUGCUGACCGCGGCCAGCGACGCGGAGAUCAUGCCAGAGCCUCCUCGGGAGCUGUCAGACGAGGCCCUGCGUCUCGUGCCUCUAGACGAGGAUGGCAAGCUGACUUCAAUCGGGUCCACACUGCACGCGGAGGGCGAGUGCCGCCCCUGUGCCUUUCUUAGCUCCAUCCGUCGGCCAUGCCGCAAUGGAGCCGCAUGUCUGUUCUGCCACUUUUCGCACGAAGCACGCUACAAGCUGCGCCUUGGGCGGCGGAAGAGGAAAGAAAUGCGGACUGGCGCGAAUGCAGCCUUGGAGGCGCUACUGUGA